AUGCACGGCCUGGCUAAAUGGACAUGGGCGCUUGCCGCCACCAUGAUCGGACAGACCUUGGCUGGUCCGAUCGCCUCUAAACAUGGACCGAUUCGUGUCCACCCCGGUGGUCCCCGCGAUAUUGUCGUUACCAAGGAUGAUACGCUCAAUGGUACUUUUAUUGGAGGUACUGUGAAGGUGGACGGUUUGUUGCAGUCUGCCUCUGCUGCCGGGACUGGCCAACUCCCCCUAGCUAUUGUCAACAACAUGGCUGGAUCUACCGACGGUCAAAUCAACUGCUAUGUCGCAGGCCAGGAUACCAGUGGCAAUGUUGUUCUGCUUGCCUCGGACGGAACCUGGUACUAUCCUCCCGGCACAACAUCUGGCGUGCCCGUGGUUAUCGAUGCCGAUCUUGCCCUACCUCUCGGUGCUGAGGGUUCCACUACCACCAUCACCCUUCCCGACUAUAUCGUUUCUGGUCGUGUAUACAUCGCCGACGGCACUCUGCAAUUUUUCGUCGUGACCAACGGUGCCGGUGGCGCCGCUCUCGUCCAGCCUUCCCCCGUCAACCCAUCCGAUCCCAACGCCGCGGUCAACUGGGGCUUUGUCGAACUGACCAACACUGCGGACGGCGGUUUGUACGCCAACAUUAGCUACGUCGACUUUGUCGGUAUAAUUUUGGGUAUGUCCCUCCUCGGCACUGAUGGCAGCACCCAAACCGCCCUUGGUCUCGGUGCCGACGCAGUCGCCCAGAUCUGCGCCGCCCUUGUCUCUCAGACUGCUUCGGACGGAUACCCCUGGAGCAGCCUUUGCAUGACUGACAGCAGCGGCAACUACCUCCGUGCGCUUGCUCCCUACGACUUCAUUGCGGAUAACAACGGGGAUGCCUUCUCGGACUACUUCACCGACUACAUCAACAGCGUCUGGUCGACCUUCAGCAGCAGCCCUCUCACCGUCGACACCCAGACCGAUGCUGGAGAGGUCGCUUGCACCACUGGUGGCAGUGACACCCUGACCUGCGGCAACGACAACCGCGGAUACGCUCAGCCAUCGGCCGGCGACAUCUUUGGCUGCAACACUGGUCCCUUUGCGCUUCAGUCUGGUGACAACGCCGUCCACUACGCCGUUGUUCCUCGCCUGUGCGCCGCUUUCAACCGCGGAACCUUGUUGCUCUCCGGCGGAGAUGUCCAGCCCGGCCUGCCCGCCACUGACUACUACACCACCGCGCCGUCCAACUACUACAGCAAGUUUGUGCACGAUAACGAGGUUGAUGGCAAGGGUUACGCUUUCUCGUACGAUGAUGUUAACCCGGCUGGUGAGAACGAGUCUGGUACCGUCUCGUCUCCUAUUGCCCAGACAUUGACCAUUACUGUCGGUGGUCCCUCUUCUUAA
This is a messenger RNA of Talaromyces rugulosus, 1371 nucleotides long. RefSeq lists its product as uncharacterized. Bases 1 to 1371 code for a protein of 456 amino acids. The record is from RefSeq and is a predicted model, not a curated record. The transcript has a single exon. NCBI's taxonomy places the organism in Eukaryota, Fungi, Ascomycota, Eurotiomycetes, Eurotiales, Trichocomaceae.